UACUGAGAAAAGCAAGAAGCAAAAAAAAAAAAGGGAAAACAAAAGAAAAAGAAAAAACAAAGACAUAUCCAAUGUCUACUGCUUCUUCACUAUUAACCUUCCCUUCAUUUCAUCUCAGAUCCCUCCUUCAUCUCCCUUCUUCUCCUCCCUCUUCCCGAUUUGCCCCUCUUCGUCUUUCUCCGAUCCGAUCUCCGGCGCCGAGAAGUCACCUGUCUUUCCGCACUUUCUCAGCCGUCAACAUGACCGAUGCUAAUGAUGCCGGAAUGGAUGCUGUUCAGAGACGGCUCAUGUUUGAGGACGAAUGCAUUCUCGUUGAUGAAAAUGAUCGUGUGGUUGGUCAUGACACUAAAUAUAACUGUCAUUUGAUGGAAAAGAUUGAGGCUGAGAAUUUGCUCCACAGAGCUUUUAGUGUGUUUUUGUUCAACUCCAAGUAUGAGUUGCUUCUCCAGCAACGGUCAAAAACAAAGGUUACUUUCCCUCUUGUGUGGACAAACACUUGUUGCAGCCAUCCUCUUUACCGUGAAGCUGAGCUUAUUGAAGAGAAUGUCCUUGGUGUAAGAAAUGCUGCACAGAGGAAGCUUCUUGAUGAGCUUGGUAUUGUAGCUGAAGAUGUACCAGUCGAUGAGUUCACUCCCUUGGGACGCAUGCUUUACAAGGCACCUUCUGAUGGGAAAUGGGGCGAGCACGAACUUGACUAUCUGCUUUUCAUCGUGCGGGAUGUGAAGCUUCAACCAAACCCAGAUGAAGUGGCUGAGAUCAAGUAUGUGAGCAGGGAAGAGCUUAAGGAACUGGUGAAGAAAGCAGAUGCAGGUGAUGAAGCUGUGAAGCUGUCUCCGUGGUUUAGACUGGUGGUGGAUAAUUUCUUGAUGAAAUGGUGGGAUCAUGUUGAGAAAGGAACUCUCAUUGAAGCUGCAGACAUGAAAACCAUUCACAAGCUCUGAACUUUCAUAAGUUUUGGAUCUUCCCCCUUGUCAGUAAUAAAAUUGAGAGAUGAGACUUUAUUAAUUCCAGCCAAAACUGGCAACCAACUCUCUUUGUAGAAUAUAAUAUACAUGUUUAUUCCUCCUCAAACUCAUCUAUAGCUCAGUUAUCAUUUGCACAGAA
This is a messenger RNA of Capsella rubella, 1104 nucleotides long. RefSeq names its product isopentenyl-diphosphate Delta-isomerase I, chloroplastic. Gene Ontology annotation, molecular function: isopentenyl-diphosphate delta-isomerase activity. Gene Ontology annotation, cellular component: cytoplasm. Bases 72 to 941 code for a protein of 289 amino acids. The transcript is spliced from 6 exons. The record is from RefSeq and is a predicted model, not a curated record. Gene Ontology annotation, biological process: isoprenoid biosynthetic process; isopentenyl diphosphate biosynthetic process. Lineage: Eukaryota; Viridiplantae; Streptophyta; Magnoliopsida; Brassicales; Brassicaceae.